Syngnathoides biaculeatus (alligator pipefish) is the source of this 2172-nucleotide messenger RNA. RefSeq names its product gamma-glutamyl hydrolase (gene gghl). Gene Ontology annotation, cellular component: vacuole. The transcript is spliced from 9 exons. Gene Ontology annotation, molecular function: gamma-glutamyl-peptidase activity. Gene Ontology annotation, biological process: tetrahydrofolylpolyglutamate metabolic process. NCBI's taxonomy places the organism in Eukaryota, Metazoa, Chordata, Actinopteri, Syngnathiformes, Syngnathidae. The coding region runs from base 777 to 1736 and encodes 319 amino acids. The record is from RefSeq and is a predicted model, not a curated record.
AUUUAGUUGGAAGGAGACGAAAACGACAGAUUUUGCGCAAUUUGUUUGACAGUACAUAGAGCAGAUGGUCUCAAACUGGCGGCCCGCGGGCCAUUUGCCGCCCCCCGAGGUGAUAUUUUUUGGCCCGCACCUUACUACGAAAGUUAAACGAUAUUGCGGCCCCGCAGUUUUACAUGAAUGGAACUUUUACAGUGUUAUGUGCGGAGCCGCAGUGGGGUUGCGGUGACAGCGACCGGGCUUUUUGCAAGCAGAGAAACAUUUUUCAUUCUAUACACUUUCAAACUCUUCCGUGUAAAUGUCGACAACUUACUCACCAGAUACGCGUGCAUAUCCAGUUGUCCAAGACAAGCGGAAGCCAAUUAACAGUCCACUUUCUUAUCGGCGCAAACAUCAACUUCGGCAUGAAAUACGGGUCCCCGAUGCCGAGUUGAUCUCAUUUUUCAUUUAUUUUCACCUUCUAAAUGUCUGACAAGACUCUGGGUGUCGUGCUACAAGACAUAUUUUUGUGUCAACCGACUUCGCAUUGCUUGACCGGCAAUAUGGCGACGUAAACAAAAGUCACGUGAUUUUAUGACGUGGGUGCACGAGCUGUAUAAAGCCAGCGUGUCCUUCCUCAAGUCCGCAGUUACCAGCGUCCACUGCGCGGUGUGCGUGCAUGCGAUUGGCCAAAUGCGCACUCACUUGACUCGACUCGACUCGACUCGACUUCCUCAUUCUUCUUCCCCGUAAAUUCUCUCCCUUUUGACUGACUCCUCCGUGAGCGUUCAGGCUUGAAAAUGCGACCGUGCUCUUUUUUGCCUGUCCUUCUUGUCUGUGGAUGUUUGAGUUCUUGCCAGGGCGAGCUGAGUCAACACCAGCGAAGGUUUGGGAAUGACAGACCUGUCAUUGGUAUUUUGACUCAGAUUGUUUCAGACGAAGUGAUGAAACAAUACGGGAGCACGUACAUCCCGGCCUCCUACGUCAAGUACAUCGAGUCGGCCGGCAGCCGAGUGAUGCCCAUCAGGCUGACUCUUACCACGACAGAGUAUGAAAACAUCUUUAGCAGGAUAAAUGGCCUCCUGCUCAUCGGUGGAGCCUCCAAUCUCGAGACUUCCGACUUCGCCAGAGUCUCAAAUAUUUUUUUCCAGCUUGCCCUCAAGGCGAACGAGGCCGGAGACCACUUCCCGGUGUGGGGGACGUGCUUGGGCAUGCAGCUGCUCACCGUGCUGGUGUCGGGCCACAAUCUGUUGACCGGAGCCGAGGCCGACAACGUGGCCUUGCCGCUCAACCUGACGGCAGCUGCCUUCUCUAGUCACAUGUUUGGGGGCUUCCCUCAGGAGCUGAUGCGGGCUUUGCAGAAAGAACCUCUGACCGGUCAUUUCCACCACUACGGACUCGCCGAGAAAGCCUUCAAACAAAACGUUGAGCUCCAGGAUUUUUUCUCCCUGAUUUCUACCAACGUUGGUAAAAAUGGAGUAACCUUCGUCUCAACCAUCGAAGGCAAGCGAUAUCCCUUCUAUGGCGUGCAGUGGCACCCGGAGGUCAACCGUUUUCAGUGGGACGGCACCAAGAGCUUUCCCCACUCGCCUCGCGCCGUCCAGCUGUCGUCACUCCUGGCCCAGUUUUUUGUAAAUGAAGGGAGGAGAAGUUUGCAUAUCUUUGAUGACCCAACAAAGGAGGUCUUGACACUGAUUUACAAGUACACACCCGUUUUUGCGGAAAGCUUCAGCGGAUAUGAGCAGAUCUAUUUCUUCUGAAAGGCUGUCCUGAAAAAAAAAAGGUCGUAAAGUACACGUCGCAAUGCAGACGACUCGCCAUCAAACAAGCUGUACGCUGCUUUUUUUUUUUUGUUUGUUUUUUCUAUGUAUUACACUUCACGCUCAGACAUACUGUGUGUACUGAAAUUAUUCCAAAUCAAGAGCGGGGAAUCUUUCCUUUUUGUUUUUUUUUAUAGUCAAUUUAUGAAAAAAUAUAAUGCAAUGAUCCAAUUGUGCAUCCUUGCGAAAUGUGUGUAUUUUUGGGGUCUACAACCCGAGGCACCGAAACCCACUCAUAAGGUCGCUGGAAUGUUGACAGGAGGACCCCCCCAAAAAAAAUCUGAAAAAUGAGUUAUUGUGCAUUGUACUCACGAGCAAAAAUUGAUUUUGCAUCCCACGAAAGAACAAAACCAAAUAAAAACCCACGUUAUUGUUU